Molecule: messenger RNA, 2725 nt
Organism: Histoplasma capsulatum G186AR
Lineage: Eukaryota; Fungi; Ascomycota; Eurotiomycetes; Onygenales; Ajellomycetaceae
Product: ATP-dependent RNA helicase MSS116
Exons: 2
Coding region: 1-2043 (680 amino acids)
Cellular component (GO): mitochondrion
Molecular function (GO): nucleic acid binding; ATP binding
Source: RefSeq, a predicted model, not a curated record
AUGCUUGGUUCCGUUCGUCGAGGAAAUGUCCUCGCACGCACUCUACGAACGUGCAUUGCGCGCCCGAUUAGAAUCCAGUCAGGCAUCCAGCAAUCAAUAAACACUUUCCGGAUAUCUCAACAAACGUCUGUCCUCCCGACAAGAGCUUUCCAUGCAUAUCCGGCCCUCAGGUCUUCCCAAGCAGCCAGCGCCGUGAAGGAAGCCGAAGAACCACCAGCUGAGCUCACUCAGUUUUCCGAACUAGCUUCCAAUGGUUUGGUCAGCGACAAUAUCAUUCGCGUUCUCACCAAUAAGAUGAAUAUUACAACUAUGACAGAUGUACAGAGGAUGACGAUCAAUGCUACGCUAAAUGGUUCUGAUGUCCUCGCCCAAGCGAAAACUGGUACCGGAAAAACCCUUGCUUUCCUUCUUCCAGUUAUCCAAAAUAUCCUCAAAGAUCAGCACCUCGCCCAGCGCCCAAGGUUUUCUCGUAGCCAAACCGACGCAUCAGACAUCCGUGCCAUAAUCAUUUCCCCCACUCGUGAACUUGCCGAACAAAUUGCUGUCGAAGCAAGGAAACUCGUGUCAAAUACAAGCAUCAUUGUCCAAACAGCUGUGGGAGGGACAAAGAAGCGUGAAGGUUUGAUGCGGAUUCAGCGUGAUGGGUGCCAUAUCCUGGUUGGCACCCCUGGCCGCCUUAUCGACAUAUUCUCUGACCCAAACAGCGGUGUUGCUGCCCCGAAAUUGAGUGCGUUAGUUCUUGAUGAAGCGGAUCGUCUGCUUGAUAUUGGCUUCGCUCCUGACAUCCAAGAACUUCAAACCUAUCUUCCACAUCGCCGUGACGUUGACCGACAAACUCUUAUGUUUUCCGCUACUGUCCCGCGAGAGGUGAUGUCCAUGGUUCGCCAGACUAUGAAGCGCGACUUCGCUUUUGUCAAGACUGUCCAAGAGGAUGAAAUUCCGACUCACCUGACCGUUCCUCAAAAGGCCGUUUUCCUCCGAGGCAUGGAAAAUCAACUGCCAGCCAUUUUUGAACUAGCAAAACAGGGCAUCGAGAAACAUCGAAGCGAUCCUGCGAAUAAUAUGCCCUUCAAAGCGAUUGUCUAUUUCAAUUCUACCGCCGAGGUGACUUUGGCAAAGCAAGCCUUUGCAGCGAUGAGAUCAAGCGCCUCUUCGUUCUCUCACCCCCUGCCUGAUACUCAGUCCUAUGAAAUGCAUUCUCGCCUGACUCAAGACCAGAGGACAAGAUUUUCAAACAUGUUCCGUAGCUCCAAAUCUGCUAUUCUUUUCUCUUCCGAUGUUACCGCACGGGGAAUGGACUUCCCUGAUGUCACCCAUGUGAUCCAGAUAGGAAUCCCGCGGGAUAGGGAAACAUAUAUUCACCGCCUCGGACGGACAGCUCGCGCCAACAAGAAGGGAGAGGGCUGGCUCUUCACUUUGGAUCUUGACAGCGGCAAUCUAAGGCGAGCCCUUAGAGAUCUCCCAAUCCAAGUUGACGAUUCCAGUCUUCUCACUGCAGCAGCUGACAUGACCACGGACAUUGGCCACCCACCUUGGGUCUCCGAUAUAUUUUCCCAGGUGAAAAGCGGCUUCAAAACGGUUUCGAUCAAGGACAAAUCUGCAGCCUAUGCCGCAUAUUUGGGCGUAAUGAGCCAUAUUAGAGAUAAAUUCGAGGUUGUUCGCCUUAUCAACCAACUCUCGACUCAUGGCUGGGGUUUGCGGGAACCCCCUGCUUUCUCCGCAACGACAGCUUAUAAACUCGGGUAUAAGGGUGUCCCAGGUCUGAAUACCAAGAAUCCUUAUGAGAAUGAGGACGCUCGCGAAUCCUCUGGGUCUCGCGGUUCCUAUGGAUCUAUUAAUUCCUACGGCUCUCGUGGCUAUGGUUCUCGUGAUAAUUUUACUCCCCGAACGCCUUACGGCUCUCGUGGUUCCUCUGGCGGCCGUGGUAGUUCGUAUGGCAGCGGCACUCGAGGUUCUCGUGACUCUAAUUACAGAUCUGGGAGUGGGCGUGACUCUUUUAAUUCCAGAACAAACCGUGGUAAUCCGUUCGACUUCGACUUUUGAGUCAAUAACGAGUCCAGGCGUCCAGGGCAGAAAGCUGUUAUGAACACUCUAGUUUCCCGUUCAACGCUGCUCGCAUCACAUCCUGACGCAUUGAUUAAAAAUGCACGAUGCGUGACUUGGAUGCAUUCUGAAAUACAAUUAGCCAAACUUUCUUCAUUUUCUUUUCCCGCACUGGCGCAGAGUUUGGCGUCGGGCCAUUCCUCUUCCUCUCUCGCUCGCUACGAUCAUAGACAUGGGGCACGGCAUGUUUAUUUCCUGGUGUUCCUCCUUUUGUUCACGUUAAAGCUUAUCGGGAUUUUUCACUUUUGUCCUCCACGAUGGGGAAGACGUUUCCAUUUCCUUCUUCCAUUUUUAUACCGGUGUUAUAGGGGUUGAAAAGGUGUUGUUCGUCUUCUUUUCUCUAUCGACUGAGGGUGCCAUGUAUUUCCCAUUCUCAGAUUCAUUUCUUCAAUCUGUGUUAAUUACAUCUGUUACAACCGAUUUAUUUAUCCUAAAUCUCUUCUCCCCUUUUCUUCAUGACUGUAUAGUAGUGGUUCCUGCCUUGUGUAUCUUUUGUCCUUCUAACCACCCUUUGUCACUCCAUACCGCGUUUAUUUAACUCAUAAUUUUCUAUUCCUUUGUUAUCUGUGUUACCGAGGAAAAAAAAUCCUCUCGUUAUGAAAUUAAUCCUCUACUUUUAACU